AACCACACACCACCCCUCCGACCCCAUUAGCGGAUGAAAUGAACCUGUAAGCACUUGGGACAGGACCCAGCAAGCAGAAAGCACUUAUUGUGGUGCUUGUUACCAGUAACCCAUGUGGAACUCUGCCUGUGCUUACCUGGGCAGAGUGUGGGAUGUGGCCUGGGCAGGAUGUGGCCAUGGGCAUCUGGCCCUACAGGUUCCUCCGCCAGACCAUUUCCAUUGCACCGCACCCCGACCUCCUGCCCCCACCAUCGCUCCAGCCCUCACCCCAAACUCCCUAUGACCUCCGAGGCUGGCGGCUUUGGCAGCCCCAGAAAGGGGCGCCAGGCACCCUGUUACCCAGGUGGGGUUGCCGCUUCCUGUUCCGAUGCUGUCUCCGGGUCUCCCUGGGGUCUGGCAUCUCUGCGAGGCCCCAUCUCUGGCUCCAGGUCUCUCUCUGUCCUCCACUGCCCCUCCCCCUCCCCACUAGGUUUCCGGAACAGGAAACAUCAGGAUCCCAAGGUUGGGUCCCAGGUGAGGGCGGAGGAGAAGGAAGUAGCAGAGGCAGAGCUUCUCCUCCCACCCCCACCGCCUAGCUGAGAGUGGGGGUGGGGAGAAAGAGGGGGCUUCAUUAAUGAACCUCUAAUUCGGCCAUGCGGGAUCUUAACGAGGUGGAUGGGCCUCAUUAGAGAGCAAGAGCCCUGGCAUUAGUGCCUGUGUCACACCCCUCUCCCGGGGCUGGUGUCUGGAUCCUCAGCGGCCCUGGGAAAUUGGGGCAGGAGGCUUGGGAAACGGAACAGGUCCGGGGCUGGACUCCUGCCUUCAGAGAGAAGGAGGGGCUGGGCCCUGGACUCCCGGGCCUGAGGGAGGAGGGCCCGGGGGCCCCGAUCCGUCCCCCAACACACCCCUCUCCGAAAUGCCAGUCGACGGGCUCCGCCCUCUCCCGCCCCGGGUUAACCCCGAGCCUGGCGGAGGAGCCGGGACAGUUGCCCAGACCCGACGGAUGGAGGAGGUGCGGGACCCACAGGCGCUUGGCGGCGGGAUGGAGGCGGACGAGCCCGCGAGCCCCCAGGAGCCGCCGUCGCCGCCGCCACCCCCGUCGCCGCUGGCGCCCGCGGCCCCCGAGACCCCCGAGCUCCCCACGCUCGAUCAGCCGACCGAAGCCUACGCACGGCAGCUGCUGCUGCAGGAGUGGGCGCCGCCGGGCGGGAGCCUGGAGCUGCCCCCGCGCCUCACUUGGAAGCUGCUCUUCCUCCGGCGGCCGCUGUACCGCAACCUGCUGCGCUCGCCCAACCCCGAAGGCAUCAACAUUUAUGAGCCUGCGCCCCCUACUGGUCCCACCCAGCAGCCUCUGGAGACGCUCGGCAAUUUCCGCGGGUGGCACAUUAGGACUGAGAAGCUCCAACAGAACCUCAGCUGGACAGUGAAGCAGCAGUGUGUGGACCUUCUGGCCGAGGGCCUGUGGGAGGAGCUACUGGAUGAUGAGCAGCCACACAUCACUGUCAUGGACUGGUAUGAGGACAGCCAGCUGGACACAUGUGUGUAUGAGCUGCAUGUCUGGCUGCUGGCAGCUGACCGCCGCACAGUCAUCGCCCAGCACCACGUGGCUCCCCGGACCUCUGGGAGAGGCCCCCCGGGCCGCUGGGUCCAGGUGUCCCACGUCUUCCGCCACUAUGGCCCCGGCGUCCGCUUUGUCCACUUCCUGCACAAGACCAAGAACCGGAUGGAGCGUGGUGGGCUGCGGCGGACCAGGGCGACCGACUCUUCUGUGUCUGUGCAAUUCCGGGAGUGACUGGCCGAUCCCAGCCCGUUCUGAUCCCUUGUCUCAUCCACCCAGCCCUUGACACCUCCCUUAGCAUCUUCAUGUUCCUUGGCCACUUCUGAUGUCUUAGCAUCUCUCCAACCCCAGAACAGCUCCCUGACCCUGGAAGGCCCUGACCCUGAGCCCCUCCUUGACCCUUAAGCUCCACUAUGUUCUCUUGGCACCUCCCCGCCCUCUCCACACCGUCACGACCCCUCAGCUGCUCCUGGGUCAUGUACCACCUCCCCCACCCCUUAAGCCUGCCUGGGCUUUGGUUUCUCUUUUUGACAUCGUCAUGCAUCUUGGACUCUCUGACUCUCUGGCAUUUUCCCUGCACUCUCUGAGCUCCCUGAGGGCAUUGGCCACUUCUUCCUGAGUCAGUGCUUCACAGAUAGUAGGAGCUCAAUAAAUCUUUGUCGACUGAAUGAAUAAA
This is a messenger RNA of Phacochoerus africanus (Common warthog), 2213 nucleotides long. RefSeq names its product NCCRP1, F-box associated domain containing (gene NCCRP1). Gene Ontology annotation, cellular component: SCF ubiquitin ligase complex; cytoplasm. The record is from RefSeq and is a predicted model, not a curated record. Gene Ontology annotation, molecular function: ubiquitin protein ligase activity. The coding region runs from base 896 to 1771 and encodes 291 amino acids. The transcript has 6 exons. Lineage: Eukaryota; Metazoa; Chordata; Mammalia; Artiodactyla; Suidae. Gene Ontology annotation, biological process: SCF-dependent proteasomal ubiquitin-dependent protein catabolic process; glycoprotein catabolic process.